UAGAUAAUCAAAUUUUCGAUCAAAUAGUUUGAAUUGUAACAAGAAUAUGUAGUACGGUACCAAUCAAAAUGACUUUAGAUGAUUUUUCAAUAAAAAACGGCCUCCAACCAAGGCCUUCUUCAAGCAACGGUUUAUGGCUAUUAUUUCUUCUACCUACGGCUAUAAUAACAUCCGCUUUUAAAUAUUCAAUAGCCAUAUCACAAGCUUAUAAAAUAUCAUCGAUUCUCUCUAUUAACAUGACGAUAAUAUCCAUUUCUAUUAUAUACUACAAACAUUAUAAUCGGAAGAUUCGAUUAUCGAAUGUAUGGAACAUUCUAGCUGCCAUAAUCACCGGGAUUCUAUUUCGCGUUUGCCUAAGAAAAAGUUUGGUGUUUUGCUCUUUCGCGAGCGGGUUUUCUACUUUUACUUACGUGGUUUUCUACAAAUUCGUACUGAAGAAAUUCAAAGAAUGCUUCACGUUAGGAGAGGCCGGAGUCGUUAGUCAGGCUUCAGCUCUACUGGUGUUCUUUACCAUAUCUAAUGUUUUGAAUUAUGGCCUGUCAGGCUCUCCGUUUAAAAGUAACAUGCAAAUUUCUACGUUGAUAAUCGAGCUGGGACUCGCAGGAGUGGGAUUAAUAGCAUUCACGUGUUAUUAUUUCAAAAUAACGAACGCUCGAUCGUUCUAUUGCGUAUCGAUUAUCCAGAUUUUUACCGUGAUAAUUGGUCCUUUGCACGUUUUAUUGGAAACCAGUCCUGUAUUGUGGAUCAUUAAUCAGAUGUUCAACGAUCGAUCGACGAUAAAAUUGAUUUUAUACUGGGUGUUUUGUACUUCCAUAGCGGUUCUGGCGGUGUCGAAUCAGAUAUUUUACGCUAGGAAAGCGUCGACUGGCCAUAGAAAAAUUUUCCAUUUUCUGGCCGUUAUCGUUUACGUUCCGGGUUUGAUUUACAGAUGUUCCUUUUUGUAUCUGGCCAGCGGCGUCGUUUUGGGGAUCAUAUUGGCUCUAGAGAUCAUAAGAAAUUUGCGUAUACCGCCUUUGGGCGUCCAUCUUCAGGACGGUUUCGUCGUAUUCAGCGACGAAAAAGAUCGUGAACAAUUAGCAGUGACGCCGAUUUAUUUAUUAACCGGUUGUUCUCUGCCUAUGUGGAUUCAUCCUCACCCGUGCGAUCUCACCGAUUCCGCUACGUUCGAUUUAUUGCCGCUUCUGAGCGGUCUGAUGAGCAUAGGUGUGGGCGAUACGAUGGCUAGUAUCGUCGGAUCGAAUUUCGGGAGAUUUAAAUGGCCCGGUUCUAAGAAAACUAUCGAGGGAACAUUGGCUUGUGUCUUUUCACAAAUAGGACUGGUGUAUUUGUUACUUUAUUUUAAUUUAAUUCAAUCCCUAUCGACUUACGAUAGUGUUAAAUUAUUUGCGGCAAUUGGGAUUACGUCUUUGAUCGAAGCGAAAACUUCCCAAGUGGAUAAUUUGGUUUUGCCUCUUGUUAUGUACAUUAUAUUGAUAAUGUAAUAUAUAUGUUGAAUAAAAAU
Phyllotreta striolata is the source of this 1501-nucleotide messenger RNA. The record is from the annotation of a GenBank genome assembly. NCBI's taxonomy places the organism in Eukaryota, Metazoa, Arthropoda, Insecta, Coleoptera, Chrysomelidae.